Messenger RNA from Apodemus sylvaticus (European woodmouse), 4126 nucleotides. RefSeq names its product beta-1,4-galactosyltransferase 1 (gene B4galt1). NCBI's taxonomy places the organism in Eukaryota, Metazoa, Chordata, Mammalia, Rodentia, Muridae. Gene Ontology annotation, molecular function: beta-N-acetylglucosaminylglycopeptide beta-1,4-galactosyltransferase activity; cytoskeletal protein binding. The record is from RefSeq and is a predicted model, not a curated record. Bases 207 to 1406 code for a protein of 399 amino acids. The transcript is spliced from 6 exons. Gene Ontology annotation, biological process: carbohydrate metabolic process; protein N-linked glycosylation.
CCCGUGGUUCCCGCUGAUCUCUUCGGAGUCCCGCGGCCAGGGGUGUCGGCUUUCCGCCGUAGGCAGCCGGUGCUGCACUAUCUAGGUCCCAGCCCCCCCUCGGCCCCUCCUUCGAUCGCUGUGGUCGGGUAGCGCCUGGCGGGCGGCCUGCGGGCGGGCCGUCCUCUCAGCGGUAGCCCACCCCCUCUUAAAGCCGCGGCGGGAAGAUGAGGUUUCGUGAGCCGUUCCUGGGCGGCAGCGCCGCGAUGCCGGGCGCGACCCUGCAGCGGGCCUGCCGCCUGCUCGUGGCCAUCUGCGCGCUGCACCUCGGCGUCACCCUCGUCUAUUACCUCUCCGGCCGCGAUCUGAGCCGCCUGCCCCAGUUGGUCGGAGUCUCCUCUACACUGCAGGGCGGCACGAACAGCGCCGCCGCCAGCAAGCAGCCCCCAGGAGAGCACCGGCCCGGGGGCGCGCGGCCGCCGCCUCCUUUAGGCGUCUCCCCUAAGCCUCGCCCGGGUCCCGACUCCAGCCCUGAUGCAGUUUCUGGCCCCGGCCUGAAGAGCAACUUGACUUCGGUGGCAGUGCCCACCACCACUGGACUGUUGUCGCUGCCUGCUUGCCCUGAGGAGUCCCCGCUGCUCGUUGGCCCCAUGGUGAUUGACUUUAAUAUUCCUGUGGAUCUGGAGCUUUUGGCAAAGAAGAACCCAGAGGUAAAGAUGGGCGGCCGUUACUCCCCCAAGGACUGUAUCUCUCCUCACAAGGUGGCCAUCAUUAUCCCCUUCCGUAACCGGCAGGAGCACCUCAAAUAUUGGCUGUAUUAUUUGCAUCCAGUUCUUCAGCGCCAACAACUUGACUAUGGCAUCUACGUCAUCAACCAGGCUGGAGACACCAUGUUCAAUCGCGCUAAGCUGCUCAAUAUCGGCUUUCAGGAGGCCUUGAAGGACUAUGACUACAACUGCUUUGUGUUCAGUGAUGUGGACCUCAUCCCGAUGGAUGAUCAUAAUGCCUACAGGUGUUUUUCACAGCCACGGCACAUUUCGGUUGCAAUGGACAAGUUCGGGUUUAGCCUGCCAUAUGUUCAGUAUUUUGGAGGUGUCUCUGCUCUCAGUAAACAACAGUUUCUUGCCAUCAAUGGAUUUCCUAAUAAUUAUUGGGGUUGGGGAGGAGAAGAUGAUGACAUUUUUAACAGAUUAGUUCAUAAAGGCAUGUCUAUAUCACGUCCAAAUGCUGUGGUAGGGAGGUGUCGCAUGAUCCGACACUCAAGAGACAAGAAAAAUGAGCCCAAUCCUCAGAGGUUUGACCGAAUCGCACAUACAAAGGAAACUAUGCGCUUUGAUGGUUUGAACUCACUCACCUACCAGGUGUUGGAUGUACAGAGAUACCCGUUAUAUACCAAAAUCACAGCGGACAUCGGGACGCCGAGAUAGCAUUUUGGUACAAAUAAGAGACCUGAGAAUGGCCAGAGGCCUCAGAUGUGUGCCUCUGCCAGUCGACUGGGCUGGUCCCUCUCCUUCGUACAGUCUGAAUGAUAGGUCGUCCAGAUGCCCAGCGUGAAUGUAAGGGUUUACCCACAACCCGGCUCGGCGCUGGACGAAAUUCUACAAGGUGUUUAUCAGUGUAAAAACGGUCAGUCUUUGGGGAGACUUCUUGGACAUGUCACCCCACAAAGAGUCAGAACUGUACACAGUUCCACGCUUAUCGACUGUGGGUCAUAUUCCCACUGUUGAAACUGCUAAAUUGUGACAUGGGUAAGAACUUUGCUUUAAUCAGUGAUGUUCAUACUUUGUGACAAAUGAGACUGCUGCUGGAUUCGAAUUGACAAGAUAUUCUGGGAUUUUUUUUUUUUUACAUACAAAAAUCAAAAUUUCAAUCAGUCUCGUGUUCUGUCCCUUUCCAUUGGUAUGCAACUAUUACAAUCACUGUGUGUGUGUGUGUGUUUUCUUAGCAAAAGAGUUUUAAAACUUGAGCCUGGAACUUGGUGUCCUGUUAGUGUGUGGAUUCCAAGGCCUUGCCCUCCGAGCAGGGCCUGGGCCCUCACUCACGAGGCCUGUCUCCGGAUCCCUGUCUGAUUUCUGAAUGUAAAGAGUCUUCUGUUGUUUUUGUUGUUUUGUUUUUGUAUUUAGAAGCAGUUUGUAGUAUUUUAAAGAAUAAAUCAAGUUUUGAUUAUGCUACAGGUUGAUUUUGUGUUGAUCCAGAUUGUGGAUCCAAAUCUAUUGAGUGUUUAAAGUUGUGACUUUAUUUUUCUGGGCAUGCUGUAUAAACUUGAAUUUCCUAUGUAUUUUUAUUGUGGUAUUUUAAGUGUGGGGGAAGGGAUUGAGUAUUUUUUAGAGGAAAAAAAUAAUGUAUGCUGUAGUAGUCACAAAAAAGCCUCUGAUUUAGCUGGCAGGCCAGGUUUUGUAAAGAGCAAAAUUACUUCCAGGUCCCUUGCUGAGGGAGCAGGUCAGCAAGGGACCUGCAAGACCUCGGUCAGGAAUGUGGGAGACAGCAUCUGCUUACCUGGCAGAACUCUCCCGCCCCCUCCCCCUGCUCCCCCAGGUGGGCAGGGCAGAAGGACCCCCAGCCUCCUAGAACUGAUGACCCCCCUCAUGGCCCUAGGCUGCUGGGUUGAAAAAUUACCGCAGUCAGGCUGUUUACCACCCCUCCACCUCGGCGCCACACUCCCUAACCCACCCAACGUUACCAGUUCCUAUUUUUCUCUCCUGCUCUUCUCCUCCCUUCUCUCCUCUCCCUUCUCACCCCUUUGCUUCCUUCCUGAAAUUCCCUGUGGCACUCAGGGUCUGACGAUUCAUUCUCCAGCAUGAUUGUGCCUUUUAAUUAGAUGUCUACACACCCCAUCCUUCCUGAGAAUCCCGGUGCCUAUAAAGCCCCCUCACCGCUCAGGGUUUUAGCAGGUGCUUCCACUGCUCAGUCUAACCCAUGAGAUGUCAUUCACAAAGCCACCUGUGCCGCACCUGUGGUGACACAGCCAGAAGCGCGCGCACUCAGAUCCUCAAACUGAGAGAGGGCUUCAGAGAUGAAGACUGGCUUGUGAUCCUAAGGUUCAGCUAUCGGAUCCCAGAGCUAAGCCUGGACCCCAGCCCUGAGUACAGAGGCCGCCUGGGUGGCUGGCCCUCGGCCUACCUGUGCCUUUAUUGCUUUGAGCACCACAGUCUCCAACUCGCUGCUUUCUCCAGAAGCCUUUUAAUGUGUGGGUUGGAAACUCUUCUCCCCAGUCAAAGGCUGUGUGAAAAUCUGUGCUCUCUCUGUUCCCCAUGCCUCUAGAAGGCCAUUAAGACCAAGACUGGAUGCACUGAGAAGUGUGCUUUCUUUCUUUCUUUCUUUCUUUCUUUCUUUCUUUCUUUCUUUCUUUCUUUCUUUCUUUCUUUCUUUCUUUCUUUCUUUCUUUCUUUCUUUCUCUCCUUCCCUCUCUCCCUCCCUGUCUCUUUCUUUCUUCCUUCCUUCCUUCCUUCCUUCCUUCCUUCCUUCCUUCCUUCUUCCUUCCUUCUUUCUUUCUUUCUGUCCCUAGAUCCUGAUUUUUCCAAAGUGCCUUAAAAGAAAGAAAACUGACACAUUGAGUGUGUUGCUUCUUUCUCUCCUAAAGCAAAACUCUGCCUUUUCUCUACCCUGUUCCUGUUGGGUUUUGUUCAUGUCAAAUAUGUGGUUCAUUCUCAGAACCAGGGGAAACUGUCUUGCCUGUUCCUCCCAUUUCCUCCUCCCAGCAUCCUUUGGGGCACCUCCAGCCCAAGGCACUGUUAGACCUGAGCAUGUGCCUGGCCCAGGAGAUGCCACUGGGGACUGGAGGAUUGCAGGGAUAGGGAACAAACAUUUCCUUCACCUGGGAAUUCUGACCCUGGUGUCACAGGCUGUGCCUUUCUCUGUCUAUAUUUUUGUUGGUGACCUGUGUCGAGUGGCCUUUGGGAAAGAGCAGAGGCAUGGGAAGGGGAAGGAAAUAUGCUGCCCCUUAGCCUGGCAGGGUCUCCACUGCCCACUGGACUAUUCCAGACCUACGAUGCUGUGCAUGUAUUUUGAUAUCCCAUGUGUACAAAUGUAUUUACCAUAGGGGGUGGGGAUGGGUGGCUGUCUCUGACCUUGAUGUUCAGAACAGACAUCUGUAUUUUGCCUUUGAAAUGCAGUAAUAUAACAUGAAUAAAUGACCCUCCCUUUGUAA